AUGGAUGAAAGUGGAGAACACAGGAAGUUGCAACUACAAGAGUUAGAGAAAAUUCACAAUGAUGCCUACAAGAGUGCAAUGAUUUACAACGUAAAGACGAAGGCUUUUCACGACAAGAUGAUCUCUAGGAAGGAGUUUAAAAUUGGUCAAAAAGUCUUUCUAUACCAUUCACGGCUUUGUUUGUUUCCGGUUGAAAUUCAAAGUUUAGCACCUUUCAAAGUGUUCAAGGUGAAUGGCCAUAGACUUAAGACUUUCUAUGAAGGUUUUCAAGUAGAGAAUGUGGCAAAAUUGGACCUUGAGGAUCCGAUUUAUACUGAUUGA
Molecule: messenger RNA, 321 nt
Organism: Juglans microcarpa x Juglans regia
Lineage: Eukaryota; Viridiplantae; Streptophyta; Magnoliopsida; Fagales; Juglandaceae
Exons: 2
Coding region: 1-321 (106 amino acids)
Source: RefSeq, a predicted model, not a curated record